CUGUUUCCUGGUCGCACAUGAUAAUAGCCAACCUACAAGAUGCGGUUCAAAACCGAGCUGAAAAACAUACGUACCUUUUCCAAACUCACGGCUGCUCUCAACUCCCUCGAGAAGAUUGCAUGGGUGCGUCUGGACGAUGACACAGCGCGGUUUACCGUCAUUCCGGACACCGGGUCCCAAGUCUGGGCCUCACUCUCCAUGGACUUCAUGUUCGAAAAUUACCACAUCCAAUCUGCCGAGGCCAACAACACCAUCAACUUGGAGCUUCCUCUACAACCCCUCCAACGUGCUCUCAAGUCUGCCCUCAACAGCACCUCGGCCUCCCUUCGCCUGACCAAAAAAGAGGGCGUCCCCAUCCUGUCCAUGACCAUCACGACCACAACCGACUCGGCAGCCGCGCCAGGGCAACGGUCUGUCGCCUCCGCCGCAGCCGCAGCGGCAGCAGCGGCAGCAACAGGAGUCCACUCCGCCCUCGACGAAGACCCUUUCCACGACGACGACGACGACGACGCAGCCGCCUUCGCGCCAGAACACCUCGAGACGUCCCUCCGCCGCGAACGCGAGAAGAUCAUCACUCAGGACAUCCCCGUCCGCGUCCUCCACCCCGAAACGGUCGAGACAAUCAUGCAGCCCAAGGUCCGCGAGCCCGACGUCCACAUCCAGCUGCCCCCGCUCCUCCAGCUGAAGGCCAUCUCCGACCGCUUCACCAAGCUGGCCCUCGCCUCUUCUGCCGGCGGGGCAACGGGCCGGGUCGGGGGCGGGCCCCGGCUCGAGCUGAGUGCCAACAUGCACGGGUCGUUGCGCCUCCGCAUCGCCACCGAGGCCGUCGACAUCGCGAGCACCUGGACCGGCCUGGAAAACCCGCAGCUUGACCCGGCGCAGCUGCAGGGGCCCCUCGAGGAGCACCCCAGCGCCCUGUUCCGCGAGGCCGGCCCCGACAAGUGGGCCACGGUGCGCGUCGACGGCAAGGAUUGGAGCCGGGUGUUGAGCGUGGGGCGCCUCGAGGGGAGGGUGAUUGCGUGCUUUGCUGACGACCACGCCCUCAUUCUCUACGUUUACGUGCCGCAGCACGACGAUUCCUCGGCCGAAGACUCGGUCGUUACGUACUAUGUAACUUCUUAUAGUGCAUAGCAUACCGCAUGCAAUCGGUGGGGGGUUUGUUCUUUUUGUUUCCGGUGAACUAGGCUACGGAUGGGACAUAAGGACUCGAUCUCGUUC
Messenger RNA from Sodiomyces alkalinus F11, 1218 nucleotides. RefSeq names its product checkpoint protein hus1. The record is from RefSeq and is a predicted model, not a curated record. Gene Ontology annotation, biological process: mitotic intra-S DNA damage checkpoint signaling; telomere maintenance; mitotic DNA replication checkpoint signaling. Lineage: Eukaryota; Fungi; Ascomycota; Sordariomycetes; Glomerellales; Plectosphaerellaceae. The coding region runs from base 40 to 1131 and encodes 363 amino acids. Gene Ontology annotation, cellular component: checkpoint clamp complex; nucleolus; site of double-strand break. The transcript has 4 exons.